Molecule: messenger RNA, 1249 nt
Organism: Dromiciops gliroides (monito del monte)
Lineage: Eukaryota; Metazoa; Chordata; Mammalia; Microbiotheria; Microbiotheriidae
Gene: PIH1D1
Product: PIH1 domain containing 1
Exons: 10
Coding region: 1-1176 (391 amino acids)
Biological process (GO): rRNA processing; box C/D snoRNP assembly
Cellular component (GO): R2TP complex; ribonucleoprotein complex; cytoplasm
Source: RefSeq, a predicted model, not a curated record
AUGCCCGUGCGCCCGCACUCCAGCAGCAGCUCGCUCAGACCCAGCACCCGGCUCCUGCCCCGGACUCUGUGGGGAAUCCACCGGGCACCGCCCCUCCCACCGCAUGCCCCGCCUCCCUUUUCCCGCCGCAGCCUUCCAUUGGCUCGAGGAGACAGACCGGAAGUGUGGCGCCUUCCGCCGGAUGAGAGGGGGCUGAGUAACGGGAAGUGUGGCUUCCCAGCUUGGUCCAGCUCCGGGAUCUCUAAGUGUCCUUCCAUCACUCCUGGUCACCCCUCACCCAAGGCCAUGGCUUCGGCCUCAGGCCCAGGCCGGGACAGCUCCUUGCUGGCGGCUGAGCUGAGGGAGGAGGCGAGAGCUGAGGCAGAGGAGGAGAGCAGGGGUCUGUGUGAGCAGAUGCUGCUGCAGGCCAUGCAGAAGAUCCUGGAUGCCCAGUCACCCAUGCCCGACUCCAGGCAGAUCCAGCCCAAGCCUGGUUUCUGCGUCAAGACUCGCUCCGCAGAGGGGAAGGUUUUCAUCAACGUGUGUCAAUCGGAUGCCAUCCCGGCCCCUGCAGAUCUCAGUGAGCAGGAGCUGCUGUGUGUGCUCGAGGGGGAUCAGGCUGCCUUCCGCAUCCCCAUGAGCCUGGGGGAGCCCCAUGCUGAGCUGGACCGAGGAGGGAAUGGCUGCACGGCCUAUGAUGUCGCCAUCAACAGUGACUUCUACAAGAAGCUUCGGAGCAACGACUUCUUCUUGGAGUUUUUUGUCACGGUGGCUAUGGAGGGUCUAGAGGACAAAUAUGGGACCCAGCUCAGCCGAGAGUGGCGCCUGCUGAAACACCGGCCCUUCCUGGGCUCCAUCUCCCAGCAGAACAUCCGGACACAGAGCCAGCCACGACCUCCAACCAUCCAGGAGCUUGGAGACAGCCCCAGCACUGAGGAUCCCCCUCUGAGGCUCUGGCUAGAGGCCCCAGACCUGCUCCUGGCUGAGGUGGUCUUGCCCAAAGUGGCCUCAGCCCGGGAGCUCUCGCUGCAGCUUGGGGGGGACCGACUAGUCCUGGGGGCACCGGGAACCCCCUACCAUGUAGAUGUCUUUGUCCCCCACGACAUCAACCAAGAACAGUGCAGGGCUGCCUUCAACCAGAAGAGCAAGACCCUGAUGAUCUCCCUGCCCCUGAGCAGCAGGACCCAGGCUCUGUAGGUGGAGGCCCGGCCUGAACGGACGUCCUUGUUUUCCCUGACUCCCUUUUAAAUAAAAACUUUUUACAUAGAAG